ACUCUCUUCCCAACUUCUCUCCUUCUUCCCCUUCUUCCAUGCUUCACUGUUUUCUCUUUCCCUAUUAAUGCAAGCUCACAAGAACACACAAACAAGGAAACCUUGGUAUCAAAGAGCAAUGGAGGUUGCAAAUCUAUGGAAACCAACCACAACAACAACAACAACAAAGUCAAAUGGAAUGAUGGAAGGAGGAGAGUUCAAUAUGAACAACAAGCCAAAGUUGAAGAAGUGCACUUCAUUAAGGGUGGCAACAUCAUUCACACGUGUGUGUUUAUGUGCACCAAUCUCAUCAUACAAUGAGGUUUUCAGAGCCGAAAUGCCACCAAGAAGGAGCUACACUUAUCCAAGAUCAAAGCCUUUUGUUCCACCAUUAAUGGAGCAGAGAGCUCAAAGUGGUAAUACCACUACCACUAGUGUUCAUCAUCAUCAUCAUCAUCAUCAUUUUCAUCAUGGAAGGAGUACUACUUCGGUUGAGAGUAGAAGAGUGUUUAGAGGAAAGUCAUUGACUGAUGAUGUGUUGAUGAGGAGGUUUGUGGUGGAGGAGGAGGCCAUGAAUCAACUCAAGAGAAGGAAUCAAAUGGAGUUUGUGAGAAGGAGGAACUCUAUCAAGAGGAAGAAGCUUGGACCUAGUCCUCUCAGGCGAAUGGUCAUGGCCGAACAAGAUCGUCUGGAUUGACCAUGUAAUGACCCGGACCAGCCCAUGUGAGUUGAUCAAGAUCAUUAGAUUUUAUUGUGUAAUGAUCUGGCCCAGCCCAUGUGAGUAAUUGUCAAAAUGAUCAUAACU
This is a messenger RNA of Dioscorea cayenensis subsp. rotundata (Guinea yam), 784 nucleotides long. RefSeq lists its product as uncharacterized. The record is from RefSeq and is a predicted model, not a curated record. Lineage: Eukaryota; Viridiplantae; Streptophyta; Magnoliopsida; Dioscoreales; Dioscoreaceae. The transcript is spliced from 2 exons. Bases 68 to 676 code for a protein of 202 amino acids.